Molecule: messenger RNA, 779 nt
Organism: Drosophila montana
Lineage: Eukaryota; Metazoa; Arthropoda; Insecta; Diptera; Drosophilidae
Exons: 2
Coding region: 113-700 (195 amino acids)
Source: RefSeq, a predicted model, not a curated record
UAGCAUUAGGUUAGGACACUGAAACUAAUCCAAUUGACUUAGGCAUAUGUAAGACUUUUAUAAAACUGAGAGAUCGUCCAAGACGUGGCUUAAUGCAAUAUUAGGCAUCAACAUGCUGGCCAUGGCAAGAGCACAACUGUUGAUAUGCUGUCUUUGGCUAGUACUUGGCUCCAAGUAUGUCCAUAUGUUGCCGUGUAAGGAGAAUGCUUCACAUAAUCAAAAACUUGAUGUUGAUUACCGUGAAGAAGGUCAUAAUCGCCAAGCCAAGUCAAAAGAGUUGUCGAUAAAGAUUAAAAUUUACCAACCAGAAAAUGAACGUGAAAAUCCCUGUUCUACGAAUGAAGAGAACGAUUGCGAACAAUCCGGAGAGAAACAGCACGAGAAUCAGCAAAAUAAUAAGCAUGAUAAUAAGAAAGAGAAUCACCAAGAGAAUAAGCAAGAAAAUCAUCAACAAAAUAAGCAAGAGAAUCAGCUGGAGAAUCUGCAAAAAAAUCAGAAUCCAGGUCAAACAAAUGGUUUCCAAUGGAUCUUCAAUUAUAUAAGCCAUUGGGAACUUCCUCUGCCAACGUAUAGAGAAUCUGAAGUAUCCAGCCUAAGAAUCGAACCUGGCACAGAAACUACCCAACAUUCCCCUGAGAGUCCACCUACAAGCGAGACACUUCCACCAAUUUAUGGCGGCUGCGUAGCUUUCUGUCCUUAAGAAACGUUAUCAAUUCAAGAAAGCACAACUUGAUGUAAAUCAAUAAAAUAUCUAUCCCUGUGUAUACAUAUAUUCUGAA